Messenger RNA from Juglans regia (Persian walnut), 1644 nucleotides. RefSeq names its product probable disease resistance RPP8-like protein 4. The record is from RefSeq and is a predicted model, not a curated record. Bases 1 to 1644 code for a protein of 547 amino acids. NCBI's taxonomy places the organism in Eukaryota, Viridiplantae, Streptophyta, Magnoliopsida, Fagales, Juglandaceae. Gene Ontology annotation, molecular function: ADP binding. The transcript has 5 exons. Gene Ontology annotation, biological process: defense response to other organism.
AUGAAGAAACAUUUAAUUCGGGAUGUGGAACAUCAGAUACAGUUUAUCGAUUUGCAAUUGUUCGUACUGGAUGCUUUUCUCAAAGAUUUGAAGAACGUUAAAUUAGAAACGGCAAUGGAAAAGGCCUUGGUGAUGGAAGUCAAGGACUUCAUUGCCGCAAAGAAAAAUAGCCUGCCUUCAGUUUUCAACUUCUGGAUCCCAAGAAUGAUACUUAAGAGGCAGAUAGACAGGAUCGACGAUGGCUUCAGAGGCUUGUACGAAGCAAAGGAGAAAUACGGUUUUAAAUUUGUCAGAAGGCAACAACAGAGUCUCCCACAUCAGACCAAGUACCAUCCAGAUGACACAAAAGCAGAGUCAGAUCCUUCCAUGGAAAUUAGCCGGAUAGAGUAUCUUAUCCAGCUUAUUCAUAGAAGCGUCGAUGUAUAUCGCAUUGAGGAAAUUAGGCAAAAGCCAAGCUCACUCAUCGGCUUGGAAGAAGACGAACAUGCAUUGGUCUCGCAACUGAUCAAUGAACCCUACCCUGUUGUUUCCAUUGUGGAUUACAGUGACAAUGCACUCCACGACGAUGUAGCAAACCAAGUCCCAAGGACCAACUGGCUCGAGGAAGUGAAGGUGUCCUUGAAGGAGAAGAAAUGCCUUCUAGUUCUGGAUAACAUCUCGACAAAGGAAGCCUGGAAUUCUGUACAAGCAGAAUUCUCAAAGAAGGAAGAUGGGAGCAAGAUUUUGCUCACCACACGCGACAGGAAAGUGGCUUCACAUGCUAGCCAAAACCCCACAGCCCACCACCUUCGACUACGAACUAAAGAAGAGAGCUGGCAGUUGUUUAUCCACAAGGUGCAAUUUCCACCCGACCUCCCUUCAGAGGUAGAAGCACUACCAACAGCGAAAAAACUGGUAGAAAUAUGUGGGGGUUUACCACGAGCAAUUGAUAUUCUUGUUGAUAAAAUUUCAGGGAAAGGUGUGACUGGACCAUGCUACAGUCCCGUGGCUGGGAGCCAGCCAAUACCUGCUGAUGGUAAUGAAACUGUUGAUGAUGUUGCGGAGAAGAAAUUAUUAGAGCUGAUAGACCUAAAUAUUAUCCGAGUUGUGCAAAAAAAGAUUAAUGGGAAAAUCAAGACAUGCCAGUUGCCGGGUUUCCUGCGAGAACGUUGCUUGUCCAAAUUUGCACGUUAUAGCAACCUUCACUCCUUCCUGUCCUUUGAUUUUCGAGAAGGAAACAAACCUGGAGAAGAUAUAGGGAAUUUCCUCCGCAGGACAAUUGCAAGCUUCCAACUUUUACGUGUUCUUGAUCUCGAACUUGUAUUCAGACAGCAACUGCCCGACUCCAUAGGCAACUUGAUUGAACUGAGGUAUCUUGGCUUAAGGUGGACAUACCUCGAGACGAUCCCAUCAUCCAUUGGCAAAUUGUUGAACCUUCAUACUCUAGAUGUGAAGCAUACUUGUCUCAGGGAGUUGGAGAUCAGGUCGUGCAAGAGAUUGGAGGUUCCCACUGGGUUAAACCACUUAAAGUCCCUCCUUGAAUUGACGCUGACAGACAUGCCAGAAAAUUUCGCAGAAACAAUCAAGGAAAAAAGAAAUGACAUAUUUCGGUCUGAUGUUGCCUCAUUUCCUGUCAUCACUAUAAAGAAAUUGGCUUCAAGCUGA